Messenger RNA from Lates calcarifer (barramundi perch), 8285 nucleotides. Its product is annotated as ras-related protein Rab-39B. Gene Ontology annotation, biological process: Rab protein signal transduction. Gene Ontology annotation, cellular component: Golgi membrane. The transcript has 4 exons. Lineage: Eukaryota; Metazoa; Chordata; Actinopteri; Centropomidae. The coding region runs from base 601 to 1242 and encodes 213 amino acids. Gene Ontology annotation, molecular function: GTPase activity; GTP binding. The record is from RefSeq and is a predicted model, not a curated record.
CGGUAGUGGUACUGAUGCGGGAUGAGUCAGGCUAUAUGAUGCUGCUGCUCCUGCUGCCAUUUCAUCAGCAGCGCAAACCCACAAACACACACAACAAACACAGAAAUGAUACCGCGGGAUUCCCCUCUGACAGCGAGCAUCCUGCCCUCAUAAACAUCUACGCUCGUCGGUGUCGAAAGAGGGAACGGAGCCUUUUCUCGUGGUUUAUUCGUGGCUCCUCCUGAAAGCGCAGAUCCGUUUUUUUUUUACAGUGCACCUGCUCUGCUGUGCGUUUUUUCUCCCAUUUUCAGCUCUCGAUCGGGCCUGACAUUAACAAGGAAAUCAGCCCCGACUCCAGCAGGGGCCUAACCGUACACCAGCCCUCUGCCACCGCGAAGGUUUAAGGGACAAACAUCGACUCCCGGAGGCUUUGUCGCUGUUGUCGCCGCGUCCUGAAGGAUCGAUCCUCCAGCCAGACUUGUCGGUGCCAUGGAGCCCACAUCAGCCUGGUCCUGAGCAGCGUGAGAAGAGCAACCAUCCCGGCCUAAAGUCCACUCCGCUCCUGCUCCAAACAGACCGACCCCGCAGACCGGCAGAGCGACAGACAGGCACGGCCAAGUCAUGGAGGCGAUAUGGCUCUAUCAGUUCCGGCUGAUCGUCAUCGGGGACUCCACGGUGGGCAAGUCGUGUCUGAUCCGGCGGUUCACGGAGGGCCGCUUCGCCCAGGUGUCGGACCCCACCGUCGGCGUGGAUUUCUUCUCCCGGCUGGUGGAGAUCGAGCCCGGGAAGCGGAUCAAGCUGCAGAUCUGGGACACCGCGGGUCAGGAGCGCUUCAGGUCCAUCACCAGGGCUUACUACCGUAACUCUGUGGGCGGGCUCCUCCUGUUUGACAUCACCAAUCGUCGCUCCUUCCAGAACGUCCACGAUUGGCUGGAGGAGGCUCGAAGCCACGUCCAACCCCACAGCAUUGUCUUCCUAUUGGUCGGCCACAAGUGUGACCUGGAGGCGCAGCGCCAGGUGACCCGCCAGGAGGCAGAAAAGCUGGCAGGAGCGUAUGGGAUGCGCUACAUCGAGACGUCGGCCCGUGAUGCCAUCAAUGUGGAGCACGCCUUCACUGAGCUGACCAGGGAUAUCUUUGCCUUGGUGCGGUCCGGCGACAUCACAAUCCAGGAGGGCUGGGAAGGCGUGAAGAGCGGGUUCGUCCCCAAUGUGGUUCACUCCUCCGAAGAGGUGACCAAGAGUGACCGCCGCUGUCUCUGCUGAUCUGGAAAGAGUUUUGAACGAUGGGACUGAAGGGGAGGGAAGGAUUCAAAGGGGAGUGGCUGACGGACUGAGAUGUCGGCCCUCUGACUGAAACUGUCGGCAACUCCUGUUUUUCUUUCUUCAGACUGAAUACUGGAGGGGAUGUUUGAGGAAUUUCAAUGAAAAGGCUGGUAGAAGGCAGCAACGAACACCUCAAUCACUGGUGGAUAGCUGAAGGGUUGCGCCUAUUUCUAAGUUUUAUUUUUCGGAGAGGAAGGAUCACAGAUGCUCAUUUACUUGUGAGGGCUCCCAUGAUUCAAUUCUUUUAGUUUUGUUGUGGGCUUCUUGCCUGAGAAUGCCUCCUUGAAAGUCUGAGAAAGGCCUUAGAGAGAGGAUCCAUUUUGGUUCUUUACCAAAAUGAGAUAACGCUCUUGACUCAUGUCAUCUUUCUUUCUCCCAUUAUCUCCUCCUUCACCUCUCCUCCCACUACUUCUUAACCUCUUCCUCUCCUCCAAUAUGCAAUUACAUGAUCACAUACAAGACGAUCAUUUUACGUUGGUGUCCAACAUCCUCCUAGCACAUAUCAUUCAGAAUAUUUUAGUCAGCACCCUUAGAUUAAACCUCCCUUGUUAGCAAGAAUUGUGUUUCUCUUUUGCUGACAUCUCACUCCACAUUCCACCAUCAGAGCUCAAUGGAGGAGUCCUGGAGGUCCUAAAUUUAACAAGGGAUAACAGAUUUCCUUCCCAGAGGCUUUAUUUUGUUGCCAGAGACCAUAUUAUUUCUCUGUGGAAUAAGUUAGGCCUCCAGUGAGCUCAAUGACAUUGACAAUAUGGAUAUAUCCACUAUCAUUCUGCUAAACACCACACUAAAACAAAACACUGUCACCCAUCCAGUUCCUAAUGGACUCCUUAAGCAGGAAGAGACAACGUGUACAGCUUAACUGACUGAGGUGGACUUGGAUGGACUGCCCUUACCUGGGGACUUGUUAAGGGCUAAUAGGAACGCUGAAGCCCAGAAAGUACCUUUAUAUCCAAGUCCACCUUAACUUUGGGGAUUCAUUUGGGACAUUUGAGGGGUGCAAAUAAGCAAACUGGAGAUCAAUUAUUUGAAAGCAAACAGACAGGGACCAGACCACGCAGAGGAAAACUCGAUGAACGGACUCCACAAUAGAACCACAUUACCCACAAUGCACGCAUACGGACAGAACUGUACCACAACAUAGUCAGGCAAAGAGGGUGCAAUUGGCAGGCGUUAAAUCAUCCCAACACAGAUACAGGCACAGGGACACAACAAGGUUAAAUUUUGUUUAGAGCAAGUGGUUUACAUGCCUUUUUUUGUGUGUGUAUUCAAGUGUAACAUCACAUCAAACUUAAAGUUUCAGUUUAAUGCAUUCCAGUGUUACAGGUGGCAUGAUGGCGUUAAAAUGGCACUGAAUCAGCACUCAACAGUGCAAGAAAAGUUUGGGAAAUUUUCUUUAUUCGCUUUCUGGUAGAUGAGAAAUUAAAUGAGAAGAUCAACACCACUCUCGUGUCUGUACACUAAAUAUGAAGCUACCUCCAGCAGCCUGUUAGCUUAGCGCAAAGACUGAGGAUACGGGGAAACAGCUAGCUGGGCUAUCUGCGCAGUUCCAAUGGAGCUACUGUUCCUGUUUGGCACAAAACCCAUGCUAAAAUGAUGAAUUGUUCAUGAAUGUUGGAUAUAACUGUUUAAUUAGUGAGCUUUAGAGUGGGAUUUUGUUACUGCUGGACAGAGCCAAGCUAGCUGUUAGCUAGCUAGUAGCAGUCUUUUCACUAAGCUGUGCUAACCAGUUGCAUUGCUCGUCUAGGUGUAUAAAUUAACAUAUUUCCAACUCCCUUAAAAUGCGCAUUUAAUUUAUUGUUAGAUUAUUAUUCCAAACUGGGUGGUAGACUAUGGAUAUGUGCAGCAGGGUCAAUCAGACUCAUCUGCUGGUUGUUUAACACCAGUAAUCUACUACAUAUUCUUAUGAAAUCAACAUUUUACCAAAUAUAUGAAUCUGUUAACCCUGACAUAAACAGUAUAUUUGGCUGUAUUUGCUAUAAUUCAAUAAAUAAGUGUCAUUCAGACAUUGAGAAUGAACAGAAUGACUGUUGUAGCAGUUAAAUGUACCUUAAAUUACCAGCCAUAAUUACCUGGAUGGCUUGGUCUGCAUCUAAAAAUUUAUUUUAAGUGUUUUCUCCUCCCUCUCUCAAUAUGAAGAAAUUAUUUGUCUGAUUGAGAUACAACUGGAAAUGAAGGAAAAGAUGUGAUUUUUAUUGAGGACUUUUUAAAAACCCUAUGAUCACAACACAGAUUAUUUAUUUUUAAGAUGUACUCAUCCAAUAGUCAUUACAGUACUCUGUAGAGCAGCAAGGAAUACUGUAAGUGCUUCAUUUGCUCACACUGUAUGCCUUCUUUUCACAUUUCCAAAGAGUUUUGUGUGUGUCAUUUUAUUUUUACAUGAAUGUAUCUGUAGGGGAAGAGGUGAGAUUUUACACUCAGUUGUCGUAUAAGAAAUGUGUGAAUUAGAAACAUUUCCAGUAAAAGCAGCACACCCUUUUCACCUCAAAAAGCUUUGCUGAUGAGACUUGAUAGGAAAUUAUUCUAAUGAUAGUCCAUUUCCACAGCUAUACAUGCUGCAUUAUUCUUUACUGAAGUGAGUGAAAUGCUGUUGCUAGACAGAAAAGAUCGAUCUGCAAAAAUUCUCAUAGGAAUUAAAAAGUUCUCCCUGAUGCCUUUGUGUUUUUGAUGGUUAUGUUUUUAUCCUGCAACAGCUUAUAUUUUGUUCCUCUGACUUGCUGUAUCAUCAGCGGUGCUUUCUACUGAGGCACUUUUACAUGUUCCCAAGUGGCUGUCAUGGAGUAGACAGUUCAGAAGUGUUAAAGUCUGUGUGGGUUGGUGUGGAUGCAGUCUCCAGUGUGUGCAGCUCCUCCUUGCCUGCAAAGACUUCUUCUCCAGAUGUCAGCCAGCUGGUAGAUCUGCUGAACUGAACAGCGUCUAUGUUCUUUCAACAUAAAGCUUGUCACAUCUAACUAAUUUCAAAAUGUUGCCAAAGAUUGGAGGAGUUUUAAAAAUGUUGGCAGUUUAUUGUUAAAAAGAACAUAUCUUCUUGUCACAAAACCUAAAAGGAUAGAUUUUGAAAGUAAAAUAGCUAAAUCAGUCCUAAACCUGAUGAUAGUAAAUGGACAGGACUGGGUCACCAUUCAGCUGAUUCCAGUAAAACACAAUUCAAUCAGUGUGUGAAAUAAGCAGCCAGCAAUUAAACACUAAAGAUGUCCUGCUUUCCUAGAAGCCCAAUCAGUUGCUAAUGGUCUAGAAGUGGCUGUUAAUGUUUUUGACCUCACUUGACACUGCAGACUGUGAGUAAAGCAAAUUUGUUUCUUCCCUGGACUCUAGGAAGUUACAUGACAUUACUGAACUUGGAGGCAGCAUUUUUGGCUGAAUAUGCUGUCCACUUUGUCAAGUCUGUCCCUUUUUUUUGAUCUGAGGCUUGGCUUGGUGCAAAUAAAGACAUGAACAUUCAGAGUUGCUGACAAAGUCACCUCAGGACCCAUGAAGGAAUCAAGGAAGGGCACUUUGAAGGGAACUGUUGGUAUGAUGGAAAGUAAGUUUCAUGUUUGACAGCAAAGCAAUCAGCUUUUUGGCCCAUGUCCAGAGAAACGUACAGGGUGAUUUACUGGCACUGAGCACUUCUCUGCCAGUAUCCUUGGCAGUGUUUGGUUUCACUAAGGCUGCUUUCGCACAGAAUACAUAACACUGCUGGACUCGCUUCCACUGUCAGUAAAGUGGUUGCUAUCAGUACAGCUGCAACCACAGACAGGCAGAAAAUAGGUUUCUGUUGCAAUACAACUUUAUACUCAAAGGAAUAGUUCAGCAUUUUGAGAACUACACUUAUUCGCUGUACUGCACUUUUACUCGCUCUUAUCUCACUUGCUAAAUCUGUGUAAAAACCAAAAUGUGAUAAUGUAUAUUAUUAUGCUAAGCUAAGUUAACCAGCUGUAGUUGUAUAGCUACUGUGCAGAUUACCCCGUUUGUACCUCAAAUGUACUAGCGUUAGCUUUACAUUUGUAUCACAGAGCAAAACAUGCAUUCCUCUGAAAGACAAUUACCCAGUCAUGUUUGAAAAAGAAGUUUAAAAAGACUUCCUGCAGUUCUGAAGGUGUUAUAAUGUUAUGCUGCAUGAUAAGGAGAUUUUUAACCCAUUAUCUUAACUGCAACUCGUGCAUGUUUUCUAUCCAGGUAACCACCAGCAUCUUUGUUCACUUUAGGAAACACAACUGACUAAAAAUAGAAAUGGGCUAAAAAUUGGUUUUAUCAUUCAGUGGAUGGAAGCUUUUCAGGCUUCUAGAAAUGCAUGCUUUGCUCUGUGACUCAAAUAUAACGCUAAUGCUAAUACAGGAGAUGUAUAGACUGGGGCUAAUAUGGACAGCAAGUAUGAAACUACAGCCAGUUUACUUUGCUUAGUUUGGCAUAAAUAUUGAAAAUAAGGGUAAACAGCGAGCCUGGUUGUAUCUAAAGUUGAUGAAAUCCCCCGUUAGCACCUGUAAAACUCACAGAUGAGAGAUAACGCCCUGUAAAAGCACAGCGUAUUGUUUUUACACUUUGGUUUUGUACGGAUGAAACAAAUGAACAUGUUAUUUAAUGAGUUUUAAGUAGAUUUAGUCACAUUUGGACAGUGCCAGGCUAGCUAUUUCCAGUAUUUGUGUUAUGCUAAGCUAACCAGCUACUGCAUGUUGCUUCAUACGCACAAACAAGAGAGUGGUAUUGAUUUUUUCUAACUAGCGACAAGAAAACAAUAAGCAAAUUGUUGAAAAUGUUGGCAUAUUCUUUUAAAUUCUACCUUUUUUUUGUAUCUGUAAUGGAUGGUGAUUUAACCUAUCCACCUACCGCCAAAAUUUGGAGGUAAAAUGGUGGAUAUGUGUCAGCCCUGUAUUCAAAAGCAUGUAUCUGUUGGGUGAUGACUAUUUCCUGCCCUCAGUGUGUCCCUUCAUCCCAGAGGAACCGUGGUACAACAACAAUCUUUCACUUGUUCUUUUCAACCCUGUUGAGCUGUACAGUAUACUGUAUAUCACCAUCUUUAAUCCUGCUGGGUUAAAGCAGACAGUCUCUCUUCCUCUGCUCUAGUUAUCUAUCAAUGAACUGUACUAAAAAAAUAAAAUGUGACUGGAAAAUAAACAUAUUCUCACUGCUAUUUAUUACAUAAGAUGGUUGCUCUUUUGGUCUUAGGUUGCUUACACAUUAAUGCAUCAGUAUUAACAAUCUAUUAUCAUGUAAAAUAAUCUGUCACAGAGCAUGCAGCACACCAGUAUGUGCAGGAUCUCUGCCCACACUUGCAGCGCUGCAACAACAUCAGCUGUCAGAAGCCUACAGAGCCACACAGUGGCUCAGUGGUGAUACUGCAGCCCUCAGCAACACAGUCACGGUCACAUGAACCUGAUAAUUGUUGCUGUGUGGAGUUUCUCCGUGUCGGUGUGAGUUUGUUUCGGUGUCCUCCCACACUCCCAAUUUGGACAAUAAAAUGUUUUAACUGUAUUUCUAACAUUUGACAAAUUCCUUCUGAAAUUAGAGUUAUAAGGCAGACAAUGUGGAUUAGUUGACCAUGGCACAAAUACAGAAAUAAAUACAUACAAGUCAAGACACAGAAAACAUUAUUUAUCUAUUGACCAUUAAUCUACUUAUUUAUAUUUUUUGGAUUAGCUCGAUUACAGUAAUUAUUUAUUUCUUGAGUCUUGUAAGGACACUUGUUUGUAAAAAAACAACCAUUUGACUGUUUUAUACUUUAUUUAAUCAAAUAAUUGUUCAAUCAUAUUUUCUAUAAACAUUGUUAAUUGUCUAAAUGUUGUUUCAAAGCCUAUCAUGAAUAAAAUUCUGGUGGAAAAAUAAUAAAUAUUGUAUUGUGGUCAUAGCUAAAGGUGGCAACACUACCACUUUUUCACCAUCUGAAGCGAAACCACAGAUAGAGUUAUGACAAAACCCAGAAAUGGUGUGAGGACCAGAGUUUAUCCGCUGUAGCUGGUGAUGUGCAGUGUUCGUGCUUUGACUGAGGGUUUAUUUGAUAGCUGCUGUUUACCCUUGUUCUUAAAAUUUGCGGUCAGUUUUAUGAGGUGACAAUAUUUAUACUGCAGGCUCAGAAGAAUUUCUAAACGUUACGGUAAUUCCCGUUGUUAUUUCCAGACAGACAUGAAUGAAUGAAGUGCUUUAUAAUUAUUUCCUUGACAUUUGUGGUCCGUCAAACUGUACAUCUUCAAACUGCAGCCAUGUAAAUUGAUGUUAUGCAAUUAUGUGCUGUUCAAAAGGAAUGAAGGGACUUCUUUGUGUCCACAAUUGACAGUUGUGUUCCUUUUGCUCUGUAUAACUCUCUCCAAACAUCUUUUCUACCUUGUCUAUGAGAAGUUCUCAUCAGAAAAUAAACAACACACAGAGAACCAGGUCAAGGUCUCGUCUCUUUGCCCAAAUGUUCUUCUUUUACUUCAUUCAUUGUUUAAUGAGUACAGUGAGAGACAAAUAAAUACAGACAGAGCAGCGGCAAAAAGGAGAGGAGGUGAAAGAGGAGCGUAAGGAGAGGAAGAGAUGGGCAAGUGUGGAAAGUCAAAGGACGGAGGAGGACGACAGUGAAUCCUUCCGAACUCCUAAAAGUCCUGAAGUGAAAACCAGAGCCACAAGGCAGAGCUAGUUUUAUUCUGUAUUCUUCUUCUGUUGUAGAUCUUUGCCAUCCUACAAGCCUGAUUCUACGGAGUUUAAUGGCAACUGUGUUUUUACAAUAACUCAAGUAAAAGUCCCACAUGUGAACGUUGUUGUAGGCUGAGAAAAAAAGCCAGAAGUGUCAGGUCUGUAAGGAGGAGGAAGACUGCAGGUAGGAAAAGACGAUGCAAGAGAACCCUCACUCAUAAUCUGCCGGAAAAUAACAGGAACAUACUGAAAUCAUUAAAAAGAAUACAAAAUUGCCUUGUUGCCUUUGUUUUUUUUGUUAGUUUUUACUUGAAAAAAUACUUUAAAAAGUAACAAAUCAACAGAAAACAGUAGUGGUGGAAGUCUUGAGCUUGACUGGAUAGAAGACAUAUUUAAAA